Oncorhynchus nerka (sockeye salmon) is the source of this 4324-nucleotide messenger RNA. RefSeq names its product opsin-3-like. Gene Ontology annotation, cellular component: photoreceptor outer segment; plasma membrane. The transcript is spliced from 4 exons. The record is from RefSeq and is a predicted model, not a curated record. Lineage: Eukaryota; Metazoa; Chordata; Actinopteri; Salmoniformes; Salmonidae. The coding region runs from base 516 to 1790 and encodes 424 amino acids. Gene Ontology annotation, biological process: G protein-coupled receptor signaling pathway; visual perception; cellular response to light stimulus. Gene Ontology annotation, molecular function: G protein-coupled photoreceptor activity.
AUGUGGUGGAGCUAUGAGAAGAGCAGUGCCAUUGGAUUGCAUUCGUCUGUGCCAUAGCUUUUGUAGAGAGACAAGCCAACUAAAUUCACCUUAUAAUAAUAAUCUUAUUAUAAGGCUUCGACUAUUUUUAUUUUACGCAAAUGUGGAUUAAUCUGGAUUGAUCGGAUAUUAGUGACUAUUAUUGUUGAUUAUUAUCCUUUUAUUAUUAUUUCUAUUUGCAUUAUACAUUAUUUUCAACUCCAAAUUGCAACGUCAUAAUUGUCUACUACAGUUUCCAAUCGGAAUGAGCCUGUUUUGCACCUCCUGAGGAUACAAGGCUUGAGUCUGGAUUCAAAAUGAAGUUAAAGUUUUUUUCCGGUGGGCUCUAUACGACCACCGCUAGCCUACAACUCCGUCGGCAGUUGAUAUUGUCAAUUGAAAACGUGAUGCUGUAGCCUAUUGUAGUUCAUUGACGGUAGAAAUGUUAUAAUUGUUUCUCCAUGUGAGACAUUCUCGAAUGUGGAUCACUGAAAACGAUGUAUACCGAGGCGGCUAAUUUAAAUUUCAGCUCGAAUGGAAGCAUCGACGAUCCACUGAGCUCUCUGGAUCAAGAAUGGAACGAGCCCCCGGCGAAAAGACUGUCUCGGACGGGACACCAUGUUAUGUCCUUCUUCCUUGGAUCUAUUAUGGUUUUUGGUUUCAUCAAUAACCUGGUGGUAUUGAUCCUGUUUAUUAAGUUCAAAACUCUGCGGACUCCUGUGAACAUGCUUUUGCUGAACAUCAGCGUGAGUGACAUGCUGGUGUGCCUCUGUGGCACCACGCUCAGCUUCGCCUCCAGUCUACAAGCACGCUGGUUGUACGGGAAGCACGGGUGCAUGUGGUACGGCUUCGCCAACUCUUGUUUCGGAAUUGUGUCGCUAAUCUCGCUGGCCUUCCUCUCCUAUGACCGCUACAGCACCUUAACCGUGUACAACAAGCGGGCCCCCGACUACCGCAAGCCUCUGCUGGCUGUGGCGGGCUCCUGGCUCUACUCCCUGUUCUGGACAGUGCCCCCCCUGCUGGGCUGGAGUAGUUACGGCCUGGAGGGGGCCGGGACCAGCUGCUCGGUCACCUGGACAUCCCAGACUCCCCAAUCUCACUCCUACAUCAUCUGCCUGUUCAUCUUCUGUCUGGGGCUGCCUGUGCUGGUCAUGGUCUACUGCUACGGGAGGCUGCUCUACGCUGUCAAACAGGUGGGGCGGAUCCGUAAGUCGGCAGCGCGGCGGAGAGAGUUCCACAUCCUGUUCAUGGUGAUCACCACGGUGGUUUGUUACCUGCUGUGCUGGAUGCCCUACGGCGUGAUCGCCAUGAUGGCCACCUUUGGACACCCGGGCCUCAUCACCCCCAUCUUGACCGUGGUGCCCUCCAUCAUGGCUAAGAGUAGCACAGUCAUCAACCCCCUCAUCUAUAUACUCAUGAACAAACAGUUCUACAGGUGUUUCCUGAUCCUGUUCCACUGCAAGCGGCCCAGUUCUGAGAACGGCGUCUCCUCCAUGCCUUCCAAGACCACCGUCAUCCAGCUCAACCGCCGGGGUCACAGUAACAACGUAGCAGUCACGCCCCAGCUCUCCACCGGCACCAACCACCAUCCCCACACAGUGGAGUGCAGCACUAACAACCGUGAAGUCACCACCCCAGUCUCCGAACAGACCAGCCCAGACCCCAAACAAGAGAUCACCUCCUGUGGACAGCCGCCUACCCCCCUCUCUACCCCCCGAAGCCCCUCUCAACCCACCCCCCCUUUCCCCCACGUGACAAACGCUAUCCAGUGAUCCACUGUGUUAUAUGAUAGCGUCACCACCGAGAACUCUAGAGGGUAUGGUGUUAUCCCUGGCAUUUGUCAUUUGGUGUCGCGCCCCCCCCAAAAAAAACUGUCUACACAGUGAUCUCUCAUGUGGCGUCACCCAACAACUCUCCAUAGUGAUUUGUCAUCAUGAGAACGCCUCAGACUACCCAUAAAAUGAUCCAUCAUGAGUCAUUGGGUCACCAGAGAACUCUUCUAUACAGUCAGUGACCUAAUCCACAACGUUACCCAGACAGAACUAUCAAUAUCUUCUACUAACAAAGUGAUCUAUUCCAAGUCAUCACCCCAUAAACUAACCUGUGAUCUAUUAUCUUAUAAAAACAGGGUAUCCCAACUGGCGGCCUGCAGGUGGAUUUAUUUGGCCCCGCAAGUUCAUAGCAAAAUACAUAUUAUAUAUUGGAAUUUACAUUGUUGGACGCAAGACUAAAAACACCAUGAAAGCAGCUCCAAUUGAUUUUAAGUUUUGAAAUGAUUAUGCUUUAGUAAAUGUUAUCUGUUUUGACUUCUACAGCAACUGUUCUGUCCCCCCGCCCAUCCGCUCAAGAAAAAAAUAAAUACGUCGGCCCGCGGCUGAAUCUAGUUGAUGAUCCAUGUUAUCGAAGGUGUGUCAACCGCCCCAACCCAGCUAGAUGGUCAACUGUUACUUUGUCACUCAGUAAAAGGUGUAGAUAUCUUCCUGUCAAGUCUUGCCAUGAGAACGCAAUAGUGUGGUGGUUACUUAAACAUAAAAACUUGUAUUUUUCCUCAACUUCUGUUUUCCUAUUGUUACGUCGAUAGACCCCAGAGUUGUAUUAAGACUGCAGCGGCUUUAGUGUUGUCAUUACUGUUACAGUACCUAAAAGGCUUUUGUCAUAACUGUUAUACACGGAACCCAACCCGGCUGCGCGCGUGCAUCGUGCGCUUUGUAUUUUGUCCCCCACACCAAAUGCGAUCACGACACGCAGGUUAAAAUAUCCAAACAAACUGAAUAAAUGACAUUAAUUUGGGGACAGGUAAAAAAAAAAUCAUUAAACAUGUAUGGCAAUUUAGCUAGUUAUCUUGCACUUGCUAGCUAACGUUAAUUUGUCCGAUUUAGCUAGCUUGCUGUUGCUAGUUAAUUUGUCCUGGGACAUAAACAUUGAGUUGUUAUUUUACCUGAAAUGCACAAGGACCUCUACUCCGACAAUUAAUCCAUACAUAAAACGGUCAACCGAAUAGUUUCUAGUAAUGUAUCCUCCUUCCAGGCUUUUUCAUCGUUUAACUUAAAUGGUGAUCGCAUCUAAACGUUCAUUGUAUUACCACGACUACCGGCAAAACAGUCAGUCUUUCAGUCACCCACGUGGGUAUCACCAAUGGGAGAGGCCGGACUUGCAGUGCGACCUGCGUCAGAAAUAGGAAUGAGUUCUAUUUUAGCCCUUGGCGUCGCAGACGCUCGUUGGCGUGCGCAAUAAUUGAAUAACAUGGAUUUCUACAUUUAUUUUGCGGCGCACGCGACGUGUCCGGUCUGGUCAGCAUGUUACAGUAUACGGUCAUAACUGUGUUCAUUUCAAAUGAAGUGAAAUAGACAGUUCAUCUUAAUUGGUUCUAAAGCUUCUAUGAAGCCUAUGUGAAUGAUGUUGGUGAAGCUGAAUGCUUUGUGCCGCAUCUGUGAGAUCAAAUUGGGCCUCUUUAUUUGCUCAGUUUUUAUAUUUUAUAUUACACUUCAUAUCAGUUCUUGAAAUAAUAUGAAGGAUAAUCACAAUGUUUAUACAGAUAACUAAGGGUGUAAAUCACACAUAACCAUGUUCAUUUCUCGAUCGCACUAAGUUGCUAAAUCAAAAUGUUCACGCCUACUUUGUGGUUAUUAAAUCACUAUAUAGCUGUGGAUUAACUAUUUAAGAUCAUAUCUGUGCGCAAGAACAUUUUAUAGAUGAUGCAUCUGGGUGAACUGUGUAAAACUGGCUAGUAAUUACACUCUAAACCGGAAUUAAAUUUUUGGCAAUGUGAAGGGAUUUUCCAUUUCACUGCAGGGUGGGUAGGGUAAUAAACCAGAAACAGUUGGAGAAGUGUAACAGAAAGUGUGCAUGUUUGCAACACUUGAAGCCAUCAUCCCAUUGGGCAAAAGACAUCACAUCAAUGUUCAAUUGUCAGUUUGAAAUGUUGUUUACAAUUAUGACAAUGUGGAAACAAUGCUGACCCAACCAAUAUUUGCAUGUCGGGAUGACAGCCAGGCGUUGUAUGAAAGCCGCAACCUGUUAAAGUUACCAUCUUUCUGUGCCUGUAGUGUUGAGUCAUGCAGUAUCUGACUUUGCAUGUUGACAUGUGCCUAGGUCUACAAGUCUAAAUGAUGUACAUAGGUACCUACCAGAUCCCAGCAGGCAGUCAACAGCCUUGCACCCCACUGGGCUGCCACAUAGUGGCUGGCUGUAGCCAUCAUACGGCACUUGCUUGUCUUUAUCCACAUGACAAACUGAACAGCACCGCCUCUCACUGCCUAAUAAACUGUAACCCCAAAACAGUUAAAUAAAUGGACUGCAAUCCUCA